UUGCCACGCUGUGGCAUUCGAUCUCGUGCUCCAUCCUGGAGCUGUGCUUUAAAAACUCUGUGUACUUCCACCAUAAUGUGCUUAACAACACUUUAGCCCAAGGCCGAGUAGUAAUAGAUAAUGCCAUAUUCCUAUAAGGCCUACAAUUAAAUAACACCAAUAAUGUCGCUUCCAUGCUUAAGCUUUAGGCGAUGCAUUUUACUGACGAUGCUCAUAAUGACAGCGGCGCCAAUGCGCCAGGCGCCCAUCGAAGCGGAGGCGGACGACGCGCUGGCGACCUGGAACUGGCCAGCGGGCACAUCGAAAAACUCUUACCGCGAUUUUCUUGACAACGGAAGCCCUUUGCCGAAAAUUGAGGCUGUGGAAAUGGCGCCCGAAUUCGACGAUGCUUUGGUGAAGGCGUUUAAUUUCCCACGGCUUCCGAUGAACUUCAACAAAGGAUGGCGACUUUGGCAUCAACGCUACGAUAAGUAUUUAAAGGAGCUGCAGGUGCAUCGGACAUGGGUGGACGACGACCUGCAAUCUCCGGCUGAUGACACCACCUCGGGACAGAAAAGUGGCGAGGACGAUUUGCAGGCAUUGUUCGACCAACCGGGCUCCGCCUACUCCCGCACCAGAAACAAGCAACAACGUAAACAUAAACGCGAACCGUCCGAGGUCCGUCAGGGUCCACGCUAUAGGCCCUCCAUCAGUGCUGGAGUCAUGACCAAUCUGGGUGACUUCUUCAACCAGCUAAAGGCGAACGUGCACUUUGCGGAGCACUCGCAGCAACUGGGCGAUGCGGAGUCGCAGCUGCUUGAGGGCGAGCAUCCACAUCCGCUGCAGAAGAUCGACGAUACAGAAGAGGAUGACGAUUAUGAUUCCGGUCAGCCGUCCGAUCGUAAAACAUCCAAGCUGUUGCAAUCCGUACGCAGCUAUCGACCGUCGCAGAAGGUACGCUCGCUGGUAUCACGCAAUCCCAACGGAUAUCGUGGCUCCCAGUUCAUUGAUCCCAGUUACAUGUGGCUGGGCCUGGGCAAAUGACCAUAAGCUGCCGAAUCCACAGGUUACAACGAUUGAUUUCCAGCUUGCCCGCUCCCAAACUUUUCAAAUUCUUAUCUGUGUGUACAUAUACAUAUAUAUAUAUAGAGAUAUUUAUAUUUAAAGGCAAGCAUUAAAAAAUGCCCGGAAAAAUAGCAAAAAAAAUAUUUGAUCCUGUUACAACAUAUACGGUUAUUACGACACUACGCGUGCACCCUGUGCACACAUAUAUUCAAGUAUGCAUGUAUAUAUAUAUAUAUGUGGGGUUUAACAUUAAACAUUAAAUGUGAUUUUCGUUUUCAAA
This is a messenger RNA of Drosophila montana, 1324 nucleotides long. RefSeq lists its product as uncharacterized. NCBI's taxonomy places the organism in Eukaryota, Metazoa, Arthropoda, Insecta, Diptera, Drosophilidae. The transcript has 3 exons. The record is from RefSeq and is a predicted model, not a curated record. Bases 163 to 1023 code for a protein of 286 amino acids.